AUGGGGGACCCCUCCCGGUCGCCCGGGCCGUCCGCCCCCGCCUUCACACUGGGAUGUCCCGGGACUGAGAAACUCACGCCGCGGCGGUCCUGGUCCCCGGAGACUGGCGCUUCCACCGCGCCCGCGGGGCCUCGCAGAGCUCGGGACCCGCCUCCGUCCCGGGGACCCCGCCUUCCUCCCGGGGAUCCCGCCUUCCUCCCGGGGAUCCCACCUCCGUCCCGGGGACCCCGCCUUCCUCCCGGGGACCCCACCUCCGUCCCGGGCAGCCAGCCUUCCUCCCGGAGAUCCCGCCUCCGUCCCGGGGACCCCCGCCUCCCUCCCGGGGACCCCACCUCCAUCCCGGAGACCCCGCCUUCCUCCUGGAGAUCCCGCCUUCCUCCCGGGGACCCCACCUCCGUCCCGGGGAUCCAGCCUUCCUCCUGGAGAUCCCACCUCCGUCCGGGAGACCCCGCCUCCCUCCCGGGGACCCCCGCCUCCGUCCCGGGGACCCCGCCUCCCUCCCGGGGACCCCACCUCCGUCCGGGAGAUCCCGCCUUCCUCCUGAAGAUUCCCGCCUUCCUCCCGGGGAUCCCACCUCCGUCCCGGGGAUCCAGCCUUCCUCCUGGAGAUCCCACCUCCGUCCGGGAGACCCCGCCUCCCUCCCGGGGACCCCCGCCUCCGUCCCGGGGACCCCACCUCCGUCUCAGGGACCCCGCCUCCCUCCUGGAGAUCCCGCCUUCCUCCCGGGGAUCCCACCUCCGUCCCGGGGAUCCAGCCUUCCUCCUGGAGACCCCGCCUCCGUCCCGGGGAGGAGCAGGAAGGGGCGGGUUCUGCGGGGCGGAGGCCGGGGCUGCGCUCGUCCCUUGGGCACCCCGGGUGGCACUGUCGCUGUGCGCCGGGCCGCGCGGGGAGCUGCCCAUCGCGGGGCGGGGCUGUCCUGGGGGCGGGGGAGCAGCUAAACCGGAAGCGGUCUGUUUGGGGGGGCGCUUUCCCGGAGGCUGGGCGGUCCCCGCGGAGGGACCACCGUGGCCUGGCAGCCGCGGUCCAGGCCCAGUCCCCGCCCUCGGUCGCGGCGGCUGCCAGCUCUUCCUUCCCCGGGGAUGGGCGAUCUCUGCCAAAGCUAUUCUUGCACCUCAGUGUAAAAAGUCGAACUCCAAGUCUCCAGUAAACCGGAAUCCGGGCGAGCAGGUCCCCGAAGGACAGGGUCAUUCCCGGCUGCGCCCUGGGCUGGGCUGUGGCGCCCCGAUUCCGGGCCGCAGGGGUGUCCCCACCCGGGACCAGGGCCUCCUAACCCUGACCUCUGCUGGCCCGAAGCGCGGAGCGUCCUCCUGCCACGGCCCGGGCAGAGUGGACAUCCGGUCAUCUGAAACGCAUUGA
Molecule: messenger RNA, 1356 nt
Organism: Jaculus jaculus (lesser Egyptian jerboa)
Lineage: Eukaryota; Metazoa; Chordata; Mammalia; Rodentia; Dipodidae
Product: basic proline-rich protein-like
Exons: 2
Coding region: 1-1356 (451 amino acids)
Source: RefSeq, a predicted model, not a curated record